This is a messenger RNA of Ornithorhynchus anatinus (platypus), 3603 nucleotides long. RefSeq names its product GULP PTB domain containing engulfment adaptor 1 (gene GULP1). The coding region runs from base 266 to 1405 and encodes 379 amino acids. The record is from RefSeq and is a predicted model, not a curated record. NCBI's taxonomy places the organism in Eukaryota, Metazoa, Chordata, Mammalia, Monotremata, Ornithorhynchidae. The transcript has 13 exons.
GGUUGAGGCCGGGGCUCCGGGGGCCUCCCUGCUCACCCCGCCCCCUCCUGUCCGUCCCCCCACCCGCGGCAGCCUCCGCUCUCGGUGCGGGGACCGUCCGGAGCGCGGGGGCCGGAGCGCGGGGGCCGGACGGGGCCGGAGGGGACCGGACGGGGCCUGCGGACCGGACACUGCACCGCCUCCGGGCUGGCCGCCGCCGCCGGACACUGGAGCUUCGCUGCGCAGCCGGGCAGAGUGGUUCAAAGCCUUUGGGCCAAUCUCCACCAUGAACAGGGCAUUCAACCGGAAGAAGGACAAAGCAUGGAUGCACACUCCUGAAGCUUUAUCCAAGCAUUACAUCCCCUACAAUGCCAAGUUUCUUGGCAGCACCGAGGUGGACCAGCCCAAAGGCACCGAAGUGGUGAAAGAUGCUGUCCGCAAACUAAAGUUUGCGAGGCACAUCAAGAAAUCUGAGGGCCAGAAGACCCCUAAGGUUGAGCUGCAAAUAUCCAUUUAUGGGGUGAAAAUUCUAGAACCAAAAACAAAGGGAAUCCAACACAAUUGCCAGCUCCACCGGAUAUCGUUCUGCGCGGAUGACAAAACCGACCGGCGGAUAUUCACCUUCAUAUGCAAAGACUCUGAGUCCAACAAGCACUUGUGCUACGUGUUUGACAGUGAAAAGUGUGCAGAAGAGAUAACCCUGACCAUCGGUCAAGCCUUCGAUCUGGCCUACCGGAAAUUUCUGGAAUCUGGAGGAAAGGACGUGGAGACAAGGAAACAGAUUGCAGGGCUGCAGAAGAGGAUUCAAGAUCUAGAAACAGAAAAUGUAGAACUCAAAAAUAAAGUACAACAUUUGGAAAAUCAGUUAAGAAUACCUCAAGGAGCUACGUCACCACCCCCACUGCUGCCACUGCCCCCACCACCACCACACAUAAAAUCUGCGUGUGAUGAGCAUCGGCCCUCCCAAAGAGUCUCACCUUUCUCGUGGGGUCCUAGUGAGGGCUCAGAUCCCCGGGGACCCAUCGGUGCCACCACCCUCGCUCCUGAGAACCCUCCCGGCUCCAGACGGUCCUCUGUACUAGCGUCGCCUCCCCAUCCGAGAGCUGCCCUCCCCAGGACAGGAAGCCAGUUCGGCAUCCCGAGACCUUGUGCGGGCAGCACGGAGCCUGGACCGCCACCGUCCAUGGACACGGAUGUCUUUGACAUGGUUCCCUUCUCCCCUGGAUCUCCUCCACCUUCCAUGCCGGCGCACAAUGGCACCCGGCCUCCUCCAGUGCCCAGCAGGCCCGCGGACACCAAACGAGACCUGUUUGGAGCAGAGCCCUUCGACCCCUUCAGCUGUGGCUCCGGAGACUUCCCCCCAGAUAUCCAGUCCAAACUCGAUGAGAUGCAGCGCCAGCGAUGGAGGGGUUCAAAAUGGGACUGACGUUGGAAGGCACAGCAUUCGGACUGGACCCCCUGGAUAGCCACUGCUGAGCCGACAGCAGGGGCUGGGCCCGUUUUCUGUGGCUCAGCAUCUGGGAUCCGGCUCUUCUCCACGUACCAACGUUCUGGCUCUCUUCACCACUGGGGUUGAGCUGCACUUCGGGAGAACUUGGUUCCGGUCCACUGUUGCCCGGGGACACGCCGCCCUCCAACGGGGACCGUGGGGCCUUUUCCGCGGCCCCCGUUUGGAGAACGGGAUGUCCCAUUUCCCAGGAGUCGGAACCCCCGGCCAGAAGCCAUGGCAGAAGAUGGAAGUUGCAGAAUAAUGGUCACGUCUCCUCGGUCUGCUGGGUGGGUCCGGGAGGCUCUGGGUAGGCCUCAGUUGAUCCCAGAGUGACUCGGAAGCUUAGGCUCGGUGUUCCUCCGGCCUGAAGCUCCUCCCACCCUGGGAACAUGGAGCUGGAUGAUCUGAGCCCUCGUGUCCAGUCUGGCGAGAUCACUCCUGAGCGUGAAGCUGGCCAGCAGAGCGGUCAGAGGGAUUGAAGAUCAGAGAAAGCUGGUGCGAGGAAGGAUGCCAGCUUCCUUGACCACCUGUACAGUUCAUCUCAUUCAGCUCUAAUGCGCCCCAAAUCCAAAUGUUUCCACUUUCAUGGAGCCUCAGCGGCUUCAGAUCUGCGGAUCCCAGCUUGGCCUUCCCAGUAGCAGCAUGGCCUAGUGAACAGAGCCCAGGCCUGGGAGUCAGAAGGAUCCAGGUUUUAAUCCCAACUCUGCCACUUGUCUGUAGGGUGACACGGAGCAGCUCCGAGUGGCUGAGCCCAGCCAGUCCGAGCUCUGCAUACAGUAAACGCUCAGUAAAUACCAUUAAUGGAUCGACUGAACGAUUGACUGCACUGUGGUGCUUGGUGUCCAACUUCAGCCUGGUCACCGAUGAGAUGGGCUUCCCGCCCUCAUCCCAAUUCCUGUUCAGUGGGCCAUUGCACAUGGCAGCAUCAAGGGGUCCUCCCCGGCUCUUCUGGAGUCAGCUCGCCUGCCCACCGCAGCAGGUAUUCCCAAGUUCACAGAGGCAGGGUGGAGCUCACGCAACCCAAGUACUCGCUGGGAGAUUUCAGUUGGAUCUGGUCUAGAAAAGAUCUCGUGGCCACCUCUGUUCACUGUUACACCCCAGCCACCAAUUCAAAUGGUGGUUAAAAAGCCAUCACUUCCAGUAGGUUGUGUUGCACAAUUUCAUUUUAAUUCCAUUACAUUGCUACUGUUCCACAGUGCUGCAGUUCCACAGUGCUACAGUUCCUAUGUUCACUUUAUGCACAGAAAUAAAGUUGCUGCUGAGAUUUAGUAUAUAGUUCACUCAUCUAUGCAUCCACUCACUUUCAUCACAAGCAAUAAACAUUUUCUUUUAUCUUGUAAUUCAGCGAUACCCUCUUCCUAGGAAGUAAUUGGUAUUUCUCUAAAGCCUUGUCUAAAACGUACCAUAUUUGGAAAUUCACAUUAAUUUGGGGAAAAUCCACCCCCGGAAAAACUUACCCUGACCCCAUAACACUCCCGAGAUCAGUAAACUAAUCAUGAUUCCAGUUGAUUUGUUUUUCUCCUUUCCUAGUCGUGACAUUUCUUUUUGAGAAAUAUAUCUGGCUCAUUAAAUUUACAUUUGAUUUCAUUUCCAAUACUCAAAUUUUCCCAGGAAAAAGUCAAAUGCAUUUGCAUAAGCAUUCUCAUUGCUCUACAAUGUAUAAAAUCCUUUCUUGAUUAGUUUUAGUUUUACAUGCAUAUGUCUUAACUAAUGUUAGAAUAAUAUUUGUUUCAUAAAAAGAAGUCUAUCAUUUUUUCUCAUCAUACAGUAUUUUGGAAUCUGUAUAAUCAGGAUAUUUAGUAGCCACAUUAGUGGCUUUUUUAACAGAUAGAAUUUGUAUUUUUAUUGUUCUUUAAAAGCUUUAUGGAAUAGGCAUAUAUUUAGUGCCCCUUACUAUCAAUGGUAACACUAGUGCACUAAGAUGAUAUUUGCACAAUUUAUGACGUAUUUCUUUACUGAUUUUUUAUGGUACCUAGUCCCAGCAAUGGCAUGAUUCAGUAGUUAAUCGUCACUCUGUUUCCAAAUGCUUACUCCAACAGGGCAUUUCUUUGAUGAACAAUCAGUUGAGAAACCAUAUUUCUAUGUAAUCUCAAUUAUAUGUCUGGCUUUGCCGUAAAUAAAUGUUUUCAAGGAAA